AAUGAGAGGGACCAUUACGGUUUAUAUAUACACUCUCUUCCCCCCUAACCCUAAUUUUGUGUGCUUUUUCAUUGAGGCUACCCGCUCUAGAGGAUUACAAAGAGAAAAUUCUUGUACUUUCUCAUGACUCACUAUCAGCAGUUCUGCAACAAUUCUGACUCAAGAUGGCCCAUUCAGGCUCUGCUCCAACCCGAAAAUGACCGAGAAAGCCAACUUAUGGCCUUCGACGACACCAAGGCUGGUGUCAAAGGGCUCGUGGACGCAGGCUUCACGAUAGUGCCCGAUAUAUUCGUCCGACCGCCUGACAGGCUCGAGUGUGCGGGCGAGAAUCAGUUUGAGAUCCCAGUCAUAGACCUCGCGGGAGUGGGCUCGGACCCGAUCAAGCACAAGGAGGCUGUGAGAAGGAUGGGAAGUGCAAUGGAGGAAUGGGGUUUCUUUCGCUCGGUGAAUCACGGGAUCCCUGCAAGCCUCCUGGAGGAAGUGAUCGACGGGUCGAGGAGGUUUUUCGAAGAGGACCACCAGGUUAAGAAAAAAUACUAUUCGAGAGAUUUUUCUAAGAGUGUGAUAUACAACAGCAACAUGGGCCUCUACACUUCACCUGCUCUUGAUUGGAGGGACAGCAUCUUUUCGUUCAUGGCACCCGACCCUCCUGAGCCCGAAGAGUUGCCUCAAGCAUGCAGAGACGUGCUGUUGGAGUACUCGAAGGAAGUGAUGAAACUAGGCUCCUGCAUCUUCGGGCUCCUUUCAGAAGCCCUAGGGCUGCCCCAAGACCACUUGAUGAAGAUGGGGUGCAUGGAAGGUUACUCUUUCAUGUGUCAUUACUACCCAGCCUGCCCAGCCCCGGAGCUCACGUUGGGCGCAACUAGACACUGUGACAACGACUUUCUCACGCUUCUUCUGCAAGACCAAAUGGGCGGGCUCCAAGUCCUUCACGAGGAUCAUUGGGUCGAUGUCCCUCCUUUGCCUGGAGCACUGGUCGUCAACAUUGGAGAUCUUCUUCAGCUGAUCUCGAAUGACAAGUUCAAGAGUGCGGAGCACAGGGUGAUUGCAAACGAGACAGGGCCGAGAGUGUCAGUUGCAUGCUUCUUUGGGCACACCCGUGUGCCAUCCCAGAGGCUCUACGGGCCUAUCAAGGAGCUUUUAUCAGAGGACAACCCUCCCAUCUACAGGGAGACCACUCUCCGGAACUACACUGCCCAUUACAUCAAGAAAUGCCUUGAUGGAACUUCCGCCCUCCUCGAUUUCAAGCUCGACCAAGCUCAAUGACUCCAAAUUGCGAAAGAAAACUGCUUUACCGAUGGGCUCAUUCAGCUUUAUCUAAGUGAUUGUCUUUUAAGUUAUGCCUUAUAAAAUGUGAGACCAUCUCAGGACCCAAGUAACUGAUAUAUCGUAGCAGCGGUAUUUUAAUCCUUGAAUACUUCAAGGCAAUUAGUGGCAUGCUAGAAGCCAUUGCUCAUACA
Molecule: messenger RNA, 1460 nt
Organism: Punica granatum (pomegranate)
Lineage: Eukaryota; Viridiplantae; Streptophyta; Magnoliopsida; Myrtales; Lythraceae
Source: RefSeq, a predicted model, not a curated record